GGUCAGUCCUUAUACCCGCGGGGUAGCCGCUGCGGUUCUUCACUGCAGCAUCGAAGGGCGACGGUAGCACAAGUGGGAUCAGGUCGAGAGAGAGAGAGAGAGAGAGAAACCCAGCAUAAGAUCGCCGCACACAUUUUGCUUCUUAUUAUUUUUUUUUAAAAAGGAUAAUCACCUCCCAAACACCCACUCCUCAUCUGCCUAAAAGAACUCUUGCAGAUUCAAACUCCGGGUUUAAUCUGUAGCACCAUGGCUGAUAAGGAUGCGAAGAAGGAUACGGAGCAAUCAGGAGGAUGGAAGAACUUCAUCUACAACCCGGAGACCGGCCAGUUUAUGGGCAGGACCGCCAGCAGUUGGGCUUUGAUUUUUCUCUUCUAUCUGGUAUUUUACGGCUUCCUAGCCGGUAUGUUCAGCUUCACCAUGUGGGUAAUGCUUCAGAUGUUGGAUGAUUACACCCCCAAGUACCGUGACAGAGUUUCCAGUCCAGGUCUUAUGAUCAGGCCAAAAGUAGGAUCUGCCCUAGAAAUUGUAUUUAACAAAUCUGAUGCCAAGUCUUAUGAAAAAUAUGUGACUGCUCUCGAUGGCUAUCUGAAACCUUAUGAUGAUUUGCUGCAAGCACAAAAAAAUAUUAUUUGCCGUCCUGGAAAGUAUCUUGGGCAGCCUGAUGAUUUAUUGGAGAAAGUGGCAUGUCAAUUUAACCGCACAUUGCUUGGUGAAUGUUCCGGAACAUAUAAUAGGAGUUUUGGCUAUAAUGAGGGGAAACCGUGUGUCCUCGUUAAAAUGAAUAGGAUAAUUGGACUAGAAGCAGGUGCAGGAGACAAGCCUACAUUAAACUGCACAUCCAAGAAAGAACCAUACGUGGAUAUGCAGUACUUUGGAUCAUUUGAUAAAAUGUACUAUCCAUAUUAUGGCAAAAAAGCCCAUGUUAACUACUCUCAGCCUCUGAUUGCUGUAAAAAUAUUGUUGGGCACCAAUGACACCAACAGGGAUUUAAUGAUCGAAUGCAAGGUAACUGGUACCAAUCUGAAGAACAAUGAUGAUCGCGACAGGUUCUUGGGUCGGGUAGCUUUCAGAGUUUAUGUAACAGAAUAGCAUGAAUGGAAGAGCUUGCACGAUGACUACUCUGUUGUCUUGUUUUGUUAUAAUGCGCUGGACCUGCCAUUGUAGAUGUGUGACCACUUUGAAGGGGGUAUGAGCUAGAUGGCAUUUUAUGGUAGCAUCAUGUGCUUCCAGAUAUCAAGUAUUAAAAUAAAUCCUAAAUACCUAGCUGCCUGCCUUGCCCCUGCCCAGCCCCCUUGUUGGACCAGUUUAUGCACAUAUUAAGACAUCAUUGCCAUAAUUAAGGGAUCUGUAAAUAGCUCUACUUAACUUUGAAUAAUGGCGGUCUUUGUCAUUUUGUGCUGUGAUUUUUGCUCCAAGUGAAUGUCUAAAGCUUAAUGUGCUGUUGCUGUGUACAUAUUUAAUGGAUUAACACAGGUUAAUGUCCACAUAGAAUAUGAAUGAAAAAAUUAGGAAGCAAGAUCAAAGAUAAUGCAGGCUGACCAUAAAGAUUUUAUAACCUUUGCAGAAUUAUGUCUUUCGUGCAGAUGCCUUAAAACCUGUAUGAAAAAAAUAAAAUAAAACUGGAUUUUAAACUUUU
Amblyraja radiata (thorny skate) is the source of this 1636-nucleotide messenger RNA. It is a transcript of the gene atp1b3a, whose product is annotated as ATPase Na+/K+ transporting subunit beta 3a. The record is from RefSeq and is a predicted model, not a curated record. Gene Ontology annotation, biological process: intracellular sodium ion homeostasis; intracellular potassium ion homeostasis; potassium ion import across plasma membrane. Lineage: Eukaryota; Metazoa; Chordata; Chondrichthyes; Rajiformes; Rajidae. Gene Ontology annotation, molecular function: ATPase activator activity. Gene Ontology annotation, cellular component: sodium:potassium-exchanging ATPase complex. Bases 247 to 1089 code for a protein of 280 amino acids. The transcript is spliced from 7 exons.